AUGCGUGUUAUCAUCAUCCACCCAGAACAAUGGAAUGGCGGGUCGGACCGCUGCACUAUCGGGUUUCUUCGACAUUUCGUCCAAGCCGGACAUCAGGUCGCUUGGUUGACAACGAUGAUUGAUGAUUAUUGGGCAGAUGAGGAAUUCAAAGGAGUAGAAAUUCAUGAAGUUCGUCUCCCGCUACAUCCUGGAGAUUGGUUUUCACAAAAUAUCGGUAAUAUUCAAAGACUUCCUCUUAAAAAUUGCCUAAUCUUAACAGCACUUGCAUAUCACAUAAUUUUUCGCACGAAACUGAAACCAGAUUUAAUUGUUGCUGAUCACAGUGCGUCUUGCGUUCCGAUAUUAAAAUGGUGGUUUCCAAAGGUAACACCAAAUCGCUUUUUUCUGUAUCGUUGGUACUCGGCAUGUAUGGGCCUUAUUGAAGCACACAUGUGUGAAUAUGCAGCCAAAAACUUCCAAGCUGUAAUGCCCAGCAUACCCAAAGAAAAACUACGCGUGAUUUAUCCUCCAUGUGAUGUUGAUUCGCUAAGCGUUGUGUCACGCCCAAUUUCACGCAAACAUCGGAUGCCUAAUGAACGUUACCUAUUUCUUUCAAUGAAUCGUUUCUGGCCAGAAAAGCGUUUGGACAUAAUUUUGGACGCAGCUGGUUUGUUCAAAUUAUUUUUAAGCUUGGUCAGCCCCCUAUUUUUCUUUUGUUUAAUUCAAAUAACGUAAAAUCUCUAAUCCCCUCUCUAAUAAAGAAUUCACUUU
Meloidogyne enterolobii is the source of this 750-nucleotide messenger RNA. Lineage: Eukaryota; Metazoa; Nematoda; Chromadorea; Rhabditida; Meloidogynidae. The record is from the annotation of a GenBank genome assembly.